AUGACCACUAUUCCCACGCUAGAAUUACCUCCUCAGCCAGUGGGGAAUGAUAAUCCCACAAAGUUACCACCACAAAGAAUUCCUAUUAUAGGUUUUGGAAGUGGCACUAAAUGGAGGAUAACUAAAUCCUCUGGUGAAACCAAGGGCAAAUUUAUCCAACAACUAGCUGAUCAAGUUAAAAAUGCAAUCGAAGUGGGAUUUAACCACAUAGAUACAGCAGAAGCCUACAAAACUCAUGAUGAAGUUGGUGUGGGCAUAAAGGAAAGUGGUAUUCCAAGAGAGAAGCUAUGGAUCACUGAUAAAUACACCACGUGGUCUUGGUUAUGGAGAAAAGGCACCGGCCCGCUAGAUUCUUUAACUAUUUCAUUAAAAAAAAUGGAUUUGGAAUAUGUCGACUUAUAUCUUUUACAUACCCCUACCAUUACUUUGGAAACUAGCGGUAUUACAUUAAAGGAGGCUUGGAAACAAAUGGAAACUAUUUAUGAAUCCGGCUUAGCAAAAAACAUCGGCGUUUCAAAUUUCUCAGUUGCAGAUUUAGAAUACAUCAAAUCUUUUGGAAAAUAUAAACCUCAGGUUAACCAAAUCGAAUUUCAUGCCUAUUUACAAGCACAAACUCCUGGCAUUGUUAAAUAUUGUUUUGAUAAUGGAAUUAUAGUAGAAGGUUAUUCUCCGUUAACCCCAAUCACCAAGGCAAGACCUGGCCCCUUAGAUAACUUGCUAACCAACUUAGCUGAAAAGUAUGGAAAAUCGGAAUUGCAGAUUUUGUUAAGAUGGGUUACUCAGUAUGGUGUAGUAGUAUUAACGACAAGUUCGAAAAGGGAAAGACUAUUGGAAGCCAUAGAUAUUUUUAGUUUUGAACUUUCUAAGCAAGAUUUUGAGGAAAUCUCAAAAAUCGGAAAGCAAAAAGUUUUCCGUAGUGUGUUCAAUGAGAAUUACGAUAAAUAUAACAAUGUUUUAUACGAUUGA
Messenger RNA from Saccharomycodes ludwigii, 966 nucleotides. Its product is annotated as aldo/keto reductase. The transcript has a single exon. Gene Ontology annotation, molecular function: oxidoreductase activity, acting on NAD(P)H as acceptor. NCBI's taxonomy places the organism in Eukaryota, Fungi, Ascomycota, Saccharomycetes, Saccharomycodales, Saccharomycodaceae. The record is from RefSeq and is a predicted model, not a curated record. The coding region runs from base 1 to 966 and encodes 321 amino acids.